Molecule: messenger RNA, 1854 nt
Organism: Pyricularia pennisetigena
Lineage: Eukaryota; Fungi; Ascomycota; Sordariomycetes; Magnaporthales; Pyriculariaceae
Exons: 3
Coding region: 1-1854 (617 amino acids)
Biological process (GO): SRP-dependent cotranslational protein targeting to membrane
Cellular component (GO): signal recognition particle, endoplasmic reticulum targeting
Molecular function (GO): 7S RNA binding; signal recognition particle binding; endoplasmic reticulum signal sequence receptor activity
Source: RefSeq, a predicted model, not a curated record
AUGGAUAUCACUACUUUUAUCGUCGCCUCCAGAGACCAGGCCAUGCUGGAGGGUGGCUAUUCCGCGUAUCGGACUCAGCUGGCCGGCCGACUGCGCAACUGCCGGAAGAGGCUCAACAUUGCGACCAAGAGUCGCGCCAAGUAUCAUGCCCGGCCCCAGCUUACCCCUGAGGUUCUGGCUGAGAACAAAGAGUACCUUCACCUUCAUAUAAUGACCGCCGAGCGCGCCUGGGCCCACGCAAUGGCCAUGAAGUCAGCACACGCUGCCGACAACAAGGGCAUCACGGGGGGUACCCGCUCACACAUAGUUUCCCGUCUACAUAAGGCUACCAGGACGGCCGAGCAACUGGCCGAGGUGCUGGGAGGAGAGGGCAGUGGCGCGAACCAAACCGAUGUCUUAGAGGCACGUGCGUAUGCUGCGCUACUCAGGGGUGCUGAGCAUCUCGAGAAACACAGUUGGGAGGAAUGUCUGAGGAGCUACUCGAUCGCGCGCAUCAUCUACAGCGCCCUGACAUCGGAAAGUAAGAAGGAUACCUUCAAGGACCUGUUAUCUGAAACCAUCGACCCAUCCAUUCGCUACGCCGCGUAUCAGCUCAAGUCGCCAAGAUCCCUCACGAUUCCGACCAUCGCCCGCAAGGCAUUCCCCAAAGAUGACGAGAACUUGGUUUCAAGCAUCCAGGCAAUUAAUCCUGAAGCUCUUGACGAUACAGAGGGAGACGCCAAGAUGGGAGGCACUACUCCCACCACUAUUACCUUCAGGUCUCGCGAGGUUCGCAUUGAGGAUGCUGCCAUAGCUACUGCUUGGCUUGCAGUUCAAGAUGCAAAGACCACGCUGGCAGAGAAGCUGUCAGCUGGGAGCUUGUCGCCCAAGGAAAUGGCCGCCGCUUACGAUGACGUUCUCGCCGCAAGCCAGGACUCUGUCGAUGCCACUAAGCAAGCCAUUGACGAGUUGAAAGCGGACGGUGUCCCCCAGGGAGAUUCGCGCAUGCAGAGCCUUGCUGUCACCAGGACAGCAGUAAAUUAUGAGAUGAUCAGCUGGAGGAUCGGCCGGAACCGUGUUCUUUCGGGCGACAGGGACGGCGCAGUCGUGCAAAAGCACAUUCACUUGAAUAAAAGGAGAAAGUACAAAGAAGAAGAGGGUGGUGAGCCUGACCGGCCAAAGCCCGAACCUGUUGGUCGCCAGCUUGCCAGAUUAAAAGAGAAAACGGUACUUUAUGACGGCAUAAUGCAGAGUCUCGAGUCUAUCAAGGAGCUUCCUGGUGUGGCCGCUGAAGAUGAGCUAUCUGCACGGUUGAACGCUACCUCGAGCUACUUCGACGCCCUCAAGUGUUUGGCCAUUGGGCGGUCCCACGCCAUUGUCGGGAACCUAGUAAACUCAUUGGCUCUGAUAAAACACGCCUUGGAACAAGCAAAAAUGGCCGUUUCGAUCCUUGGAAAGCCCUCAGCUUCAACAAACGCGCCGUCUCUACGUAAUAUUGACGUGUCCUCCCAAGACGCACAAUUUCUCGGCGAGCUCCUUGAUGGCGAAGUGCAGCGAUACCGAGCACUAGUUGACAUUGACAACAUGCGCAAGGAGGGCAAGAUUCCAGCAACGGACGACUCUUUGCAGCCAUUAGCGGACAAGCUGGCACGCUAUCCUGCUCGGGAUGUCGAUCUGCAGAAUAUCGUGACAUAUCCUCCUACAUUAGGAGUGAUUCCUGUGAAGCCCAUCUUCCUGGAUCUUGCGUUUAAUUAUAUCCAAUAUCCAGACGACGGGAAGAAGCCAGCAGCAGGCGCAGCUGAGAAAUCUUCAGAGAAAGCUUCGCAGCCUGAACAAAAACAGCAGAAAAGGGGAUGGUUUGGUUUUGGACGAUGA